Penicillium roqueforti is the source of this 1542-nucleotide messenger RNA. RefSeq lists its product as uncharacterized. Gene Ontology annotation, molecular function: nucleic acid binding; zinc ion binding. The record is from RefSeq and is a predicted model, not a curated record. NCBI's taxonomy places the organism in Eukaryota, Fungi, Ascomycota, Eurotiomycetes, Eurotiales, Aspergillaceae. The transcript is spliced from 14 exons. The coding region runs from base 1 to 1542 and encodes 513 amino acids.
AUGGAGACAAAUAUCCAUGAAGACCGGAAUGAAGAUUUUACCUGCGGACAAUGCGGUGGAUCUGGCCAUAUGACUCGUCAGUGCCCGAAUGCCUCUCUUCCUCUGAGACAGAGAGACAGCAAUGCAGGUGAUGCCUAUGGCAACUACGGCAACGACAAUGGUGGAGGACAUGGUGAUUACUCCGGUGGUGGCGGUGACCGCGCUUGCUACAACUGCGGCCAAGAAGGCCAUAGCAAAGCCGACUGUACCGAGCCUCGCAAGAUGGGGGCAUGCUUCAACUGUGGCCAGGACGGUCACUCCAAGGCCGAAUGCACCGAGCCUCGCAAGAUGGGCGCUUGCUUCAACUGUGGCGAAGAAGGUCACUCCAAGUCCGAAUGUCCUAAGCCUCGCGUGUUCAGGGGUACCUGCCGUAUCUGCGAAAAGGAAGGCCACCCAGCGGUUGAUUGUCCUGAGAGACCCCCCGAUGUUUGCAAGAACUGCCAGGCCCAAGGCCACAAGACGAUGGAGUGCAAGGAGAAUCGCAAGUUCGAUCUCAACCUUGUUGCUGACAUGCUACCCCAAGAAGGUUGGGCUGCAAUGAAGAAAGCCAGUGACGAAAGGGAUCUUGAUGAUUUCCGAGAGGCACUUAAAAUCUACUCCAAGGCAGUCCCCAAUGCCACCUGGGCAGACAUUGAGAAGAAGAUGCGAGAGGAUAAUUUCAACAUCUACAUCAUUGCUAUGGAGGCUGAAGUUGACGAUGUCAUGAGCCUUAUCGAUCUUCAGGGAGUACUUGACCGUGAGUACGUGAUUGGAUUCUUUUUCAACCCCAAGGCGUCGCGUGGCCACCUCCGAGAUCGUUGGCCUGCAGAUGCCGAGGAGAACCUAGAGCGCAUGAAGAGCGCCGGUAUUCCCUACGAGCGCAAGGUGCCUAAGUGCCUGAACUGUGGAGAGUUGGGACAUAUCUCCCGCAGUUGCAAGGAGGAGCGCGCCGAGGGCAAUGAUCGUGUGGAAAUCAAGUGCUCAAACUGUGAGGGAGCUGGACACCGCGUACGCGAUUGCAGACAGCAGCGCAAGCACAAGCAUGGUUGCCGUAACUGCGGAUCUAUUGAGCAUAUUGCUUCUGACUGCACCGAGCCCCGAUCUGCGGCUGGUGUUGAAUGCCGGAGAUGCAACGAAACUGGCCACUUUGCCAAAGAUUGCCCCACUGUUGCUGACCGUGGCCCUCGCACCUGCCGCAAUUGCGGAUCCGAAGACCACAUCGCUCGCGAUUGUGAUCAACCUCGUGACGUUUCCACUGUUACCUGCCGCAACUGCGAAAAGACCGGACAUUACUCUCGUGAUUGUGAUCAGCCGAAAGAUUGGUCGAAGGUUCAGUGCAAGAACUGCGGAGAAAUGGGUCACACUGUUGUCCGUUGCCGCCAGCCGCCUAAGGAGGAAGAGCCUCAAGACGAACCUACUUUCUCCCCCGGCUCUCCCAAGCGCGAGGAACCUGAUCCGCUGAACUCAGAGGCUACUGACCAACAGUUUGAAUACAAGCGCCAUGACGACGAGGACCUCUGGUAA